CACCCUUUCUUUCUCUUUCGAAACCCCAACCCCUCCUCACUCCUCCGGCGAUCAUCGGAGCUCCGACGUCUCUCGCCGCCGGCCUCCGGUGCCGUGCCGAUCUGUGAGUCUCGCUCUGCUCUAUAAGGGCUACUUCCCCUCGGUCUCUGCCUUGAAGACGGGUUUCGUGGAGUUCUCUCCUGUUCUCGACGGACGUGAGAGGGGUCGCCGGAGCUAUGGCGAGCUACGCUUUUGCAGCGUUGCUGGAACGAUGAUUUGAGAAGGUUUGACGCGUUGGUUGGUGUUAAAAGUGUGAGGAAUUUGAGAAUUUCUUGAAAUCUUGGUGAUAGUGAGUAUAGGUUUAGGUGGGUUCGUGAUCUUCGAGUUGAGCGGUGAUCAGUUGAUGGCGGGAGCGCCGAGAGUGAGGUCCAUGAAUAUCGCCGAUUUGGAGGUGAGGCCGGUGUUCGGACCGGCGGGGAACAACAGAGCGAAGUCAGUCGUCAAGAAGCCGGCUUCAAAGCCUACCCGAAAGGCUGGUGAAGCGAAAAAGGUCGUUGCUUUAGCUCCGGCGCCGACCAUGGAUCCUGCGGUUGAUUCACCGCCUCUCUCGCCGGCUCUGAGCGCUCCCGCCGUGUUGAGAAGGCAGGAGCUUUUGCUACACUCCAACCUCUCACUCAAUGCCUCUUGCUCUUCCGACGCUUCAACGGACUCAUUCCGUAGCCGUGCGUCCACUGGGAGGAUCGGCAGGCCGGGGUCCGCCGGCCGCUGGAAGCAUAGUGGUCUGAAGCCGGAGAAGAUAGUAGCAAAGCUGGAGAAGAUCGUUCAAGAUGGUGGUGCGAUGCCUCAGCCUGAAGCCCGUCCUGGGAAGAGGAGGUGCGCUUGGGUCACGCCAAACACUGAACCAUGCUAUGCUGCCCUUCAUGAUGGAGAAUGGGGUGUUCCAGUCCAUGACGACAAGAAACUCUUCGAGCUUCUUGUGCUAUCAAGUGCACUGGCUGAGCUUACAUGGCCUGCCAUUUUGUGUAAAAGGCACAUCUUUAGGGAAGUCUUCAUGGAUUUUGACCCCAUAGCAGUCUCCAAACUAAAUGAGAAGAAGGUUAUAUCCCCAGGGAGCACUGCAAGCUCUUUAUUAUCAGAGCCAAAGCUACGAGCCAUCAUUGAAAACUCACGACAGAUACUAAAGAUUGUAGAUGAGUUUGGAUCAUUUGACAGAUACUGCUGGGGCUUUGUCAAUCACAAGCCAAUCACAAACCGAUUUCGGUACCCUCGCCAGGUCCCAGUGAAAUCCCCAAAAGCAGACGUAAUAAGCAAGGACCUGGUGAAGCGAGGUUUCCGUUGUGUCGGGCCAACGGUCGUUUAUUCCUUCAUGCAGGUUGCGGGUAUUACCAAUGACCAUCUCAUCAGCUGCUUCAGAUUUGAAGAGUGUGUCCACAAGGCAACAAUACCUGCAGUCUCCGCCGAGCUGGAUGCUGCAGUCAAUCUUCGAAAGGCCGAGGCAGGGAUUGAAGUCAUCGAUUUGGAACUGUCAAAGGCUGUUAAUGGUUUGAGCAUUUCACUGCAAAAUGGUUUCUAAAGAAAAAAAAAAAUUGUAACAUGUAUUGAACUUGGUGAAGGGUAGUGCUACUGAGAUCUACGGCUAAAUUUCUUAUUUA
Molecule: messenger RNA, 1631 nt
Organism: Dioscorea cayenensis subsp. rotundata (Guinea yam)
Lineage: Eukaryota; Viridiplantae; Streptophyta; Magnoliopsida; Dioscoreales; Dioscoreaceae
Product: probable GMP synthase [glutamine-hydrolyzing]
Exons: 6
Coding region: 383-1552 (389 amino acids)
Biological process (GO): base-excision repair
Molecular function (GO): DNA-3-methyladenine glycosylase activity
Source: RefSeq, a predicted model, not a curated record